Macroventuria anomochaeta is the source of this 1469-nucleotide messenger RNA. RefSeq lists its product as uncharacterized. Lineage: Eukaryota; Fungi; Ascomycota; Dothideomycetes; Pleosporales; Didymellaceae. The coding region runs from base 44 to 1018 and encodes 324 amino acids. The transcript has 2 exons. The record is from RefSeq and is a predicted model, not a curated record.
UGAUGAUCCUCACAAACCUGUCUUCUCCGUGCUUUCGGCAAAUAUGGAGCCUUUGAGUAUUACUGCAGCGAUCGGCGGCCUUCUUGGUGUCUCCAGCAGGCUUUACGAAUACCUCCAUGCAUACUUCACCACGGCGAAAGACGCCCCUGAUGUCCUCAUCACCAUCAGUACCGAGAUCAGGGAUACUCAAUUGGCUCUUGCAUCACUCCAAGUCCUUCUAACAACCGUCGCAUUUUUGUCAAACCAACGAACCGCUUUGAUUCAAUUCGAGGACCUUGCUGAUACCGUCGCGGACACUGUGCUUACUUACUCUGAAUUGGAAGCAACCAUCACUCCAUUCAUCGCUAAGAAAGAGCAAGGUGUCACUCUGAAAGCCCGGCUUGGAUGGACGCAAGCAGAGGAUGAAUGCUUUAAGAUCAUCGACCGUUUGCAGCUUGCUCUUGCGGUCAAGGUAGACCAAAUCUUACAGAUCAACCAAUUCCUAUUCCAGAGAUUUAUGAAGUCAGAAACGCGCCUUGAAGUGGAAAGCCUACUUUCUGGCAGACUCAAAGACACGGUGUCGAACCUAGAGGACGAUAACCAGAUCAUACGGACGAACCGGCCCUCAGACUACCAUCCUACAUCUGUGGAAGAAGCCAUCCGGUUCACCUUCCAUGAAGACCUCAAGAUGUCCCGCAUCUACCAUAUGACACAGAAAGAGGGCUGUGGCCACUCGAUCAUCAGCUCUGCUGUCCAAACGACCUCCUGGUCAAUCUUCUCUGGUCUUACCCUUGACAGUCUGACCUUUUCAGUGAUAUCUGUGUUCUCUUUGCCGCUGUACCCUAGCGACAUUACUAAUUCCAACGACUGUGCCUUCGGUCAGCAAGGAAAGUCGCAGCUACUGAAUCUCCAGAACUCUCUGCCAGCAAUUCAGGUUUUGUUCGAGCCAUCUGAGUCGCAAUCUCUCAGCCAUCAGACGGUCAGCCACCAGAAGGAAGCACCAGUACAACAAACAAACACAAGAGCCUUAUGCCAGUAGCUCCCAUUCCACACAAGGAAAGGCUUGGACAGCACAAAGGCGUCUCUGUCCCGGCAUUACCAGUUCUCUCUGCUUGGGACUCAGCGAGCAAUUCACAGGCCUUAGACAGCUCUCUAACCCUGAUGAGAAAUGAUCCUCAGCUUCCGUUCCCCAAGAACCUUGACACAGAUUAAAAAAUUGAAGGUGCAACUGCCGCAACAUCAUUGUCUUCUCUGUCUGCUAAUUGGCCGCCACAUACAAUUUCCUCGUCAGCGCCCACUGGUACUACACACUCAGAGGUCACGCCAACACUCAACGCGAGGGAGUCGGUUCUUGGCAUUGGGUGACUGCCACAGACUAGUUAACUAAAACGGUCUUCUCAAGCAGCCACGUCAAGCCUUUGAACUGGCUGGCCAUCGGUGGCAUAUUGACUGUUUCCGCUGCAACACUUGCGCUACCCUACUUGAGUCAG